Messenger RNA from Parathielavia appendiculata, 903 nucleotides. RefSeq lists its product as uncharacterized. NCBI's taxonomy places the organism in Eukaryota, Fungi, Ascomycota, Sordariomycetes, Sordariales, Chaetomiaceae. The transcript has 2 exons. The record is from RefSeq and is a predicted model, not a curated record. Bases 467 to 883 code for a protein of 138 amino acids.
ACGCCUCCUGCAACCACCCACCUCCGAGGCCCCCCUUGGCUUGAUUCAUGUUGGAUUUCCACAAGUCGCACCCAAGUAGGCCAAGUGGUCCGCCCGGCCCGACCCCGUACGGGACACCUUCCCCUCGCAGCGCCACAUCCGGGUGCGGCUACGCUUUUCAUUUGUCGGUGCAGAAAAGAACCCCCGCCCAGGGCCCAGGCGUUUGGUCAUCUUACGGGAGCCCAUCGGCACCGGAUCGGGACCCGGAAGUAGAUGCGCAUAUGCAUGCAACUCGUGCAGCAGAGAGAAAACUGCUUUGCUUGCCAAACACAGUAAGGCUCAGUAGACUGAACCUUGUGAUAGGCUUGCGUCUUGACACGACAUGAUACGGGGUUGACGGGGGGGCGUGGAUGAAGAGGACGUGCGGUUUGCCAGCCGACCCACACCCGGGGCACUCCGCCCUUUUUGGGUUGCUUUUGCUCCCUGGAUGCAGACCCGCCAGAUGCCGGGAUGGGGGAGGAGAGGUAUAUACUCUGACGCACUUGACCAUCACAUGCAGACGUCGAUCGCGCCCGCGUGGGUAGAGAAUAGAUUGAGAAAAGACCGGGAAGGAUCCGCACUCUUUAGGAUCCGGGACGGGCUUCGCGCAUCUGAACUGCUGGCCAGCCCUGCUUUGGCGUCCUCAAUGGUUUGCUUUGCCUGCCUGCCCUGGCUGCCGCCGGCGAUAGCAUCAUGCGAACCAGUCUACGUACAUGAUAACGGGGUGUGUGACUUCGAGUCGAGCAAUCUGCUGUCCGACUGCCGGCUACGUAAUAUCCAGGCGUACAAACGGGAACAGCGUGGUGCGUGGGAGGGUGCUCCGAUGCAGGAUCCAUCACAAGGUGAUGAGGGAAGGAAAUCUUGAUUCUAGCCAAAACAAAGCAG